AGAAGGGUGAAGAGGCCCGGGUGACGUUUUUUUUCCUUCUGCUCUUCCCGCCUUCGCCGUUGCUGUCGAUGGAUGGUGAAAUCUCCGCGGUUGUGAGGCUUUCAUUCUGGGAAUUCCGCCGUUAGCAGGUGGAUUUCUCAAGGGGGGGCCUCCAUCCAUGCAGGCUCCGGUGAGACCGGCCGUUUACGGCCGCCCGUCCUUCCAUUUGUGCUCCUCUCCUCCCCCGCGCAUAAUUCAGAGGAAAUUCAUGAAGCAGUGUAUCUACACAGUUAAGGCCUCAUCUGGCAGUGAUUAUUUUGAGGUAAAGGAUCUAUCUUAUCGACCUCCUGGGACUGAACAAAACAUCUUGAGCGGAAUCAGUUUUUCUCUACCCGAGAAGAGCUUAGGAUUGAUAUAUGGACGGAGUGGUAGCGGUAAAACUACCCUAUUGCAGAUUCUUGCUGGAUUGUCAAAGCCCACAUCAGGUUCUGUUUGCAAAAGGACAUUUAGUAAUGGAGAACUAAGUCAAGUUCCUGUUGAACUCUCAUCUGAAAAAGUAGGCAUUGUUUUUCAAUUCCCGGAGAGGUACUUUCUAACUGAUAAGGUUCUCGAGGAAAUGCUGUUUGGUUGGCCGCGGCAUAGCAGUGAUCUGUCAUCAAGAGAACAGCUGGCAUUGAGGCUUCAAGCUGUUAUUCAUGCGGUUGGUUUAAGUGGGAUAGCACUGGAUGAAGAUCCUCUGUCACUUAGUGGUGGUUACAAACGCCGUCUUGCCUUGGCUGUUCAAUUAAUUCGUAUGCCAGACCUAUUACUUUUGGAUGAGCCUCUUGCUGGCCUUGAUUGGCAGGCACGAGCUGAUGUUGUGAAGUUGCUGAAGAAUCUGAAGAAAGAGCUAACUAUACUUGUUGUGAGCCAUGAUCUGAAAGAAUUAGCACCUGUGGUGGAUAAGUCAUGGAAAAUGGAAAUGGGAGGAAUCAUAAAAGAAGCGCCACUGCCGAAUUAAUCCUCUUGUUCUUGUCUGCAGUGGCCUAAGAAAUUUUUUGUCAGAAUCUAGUCUAUUUUAUCACAGUUACCGCUGAUAUUAAGUUGAUAUAUUUUUGUCAUUAAUUUCCGGUUUGCGUCAAGUUGCGAAACUUUUGUGGCAUCGGCAGGUGUUCUCCUUGGAGCUUGAAGAGGUUGUAGACUUGCUUAAUGGAUAAUGCCAACAUGUCUUAACAAAUCAGCUGAAGCCUGUGUCAGGCCUGAUCCCUAGAGCUCACAAGCUAAAACCUGGUUGAGUUGCCGAGCUCGUGAGCUAGUUCAGAGAUUAGUGACGUCACUGCAUUAGCAUGUAUUGUGUUUACUUAUUCCUUUAGUUACCAACUAUUUUUUCACUUAAACAUUGAGAAAUCUUAGUGAACAGUUUUUACUUAAA
Messenger RNA from Nymphaea colorata (pocket water lily), 1390 nucleotides. Its product is annotated as ABC transporter I family member 11, chloroplastic. Gene Ontology annotation, cellular component: chloroplast envelope; membrane. Gene Ontology annotation, biological process: transmembrane transport. Lineage: Eukaryota; Viridiplantae; Streptophyta; Magnoliopsida; Nymphaeales; Nymphaeaceae. Bases 158 to 979 code for a protein of 273 amino acids. The record is from RefSeq and is a predicted model, not a curated record. Gene Ontology annotation, molecular function: ATPase-coupled transmembrane transporter activity; ATP binding; ATP hydrolysis activity. The transcript is spliced from 10 exons.